Chara braunii is the source of this 3296-nucleotide messenger RNA. The record is from the annotation of a GenBank genome assembly. Lineage: Eukaryota; Viridiplantae; Streptophyta; Charophyceae; Charales; Characeae.
UCCGGUUCUGUUGAAAAUCAGCAGCCCUCCCCUGAAGCCCAACCAUUUGCUGAAAACAAGGCUGAGUCCCAAUGCGAAUGGACCAAGUGGAAGGAAUCACUCUUCAUGGUCAAACAUGCUCAGGGGAACGAGCUUCCAAUCCUCUUGGAUGAGAAGCACGAAUCCCCAAUGACUUUUCUAAAUGCAUUGAAGUUCUGCAAGAAGUGGCGCAACCACAAAGAGGAAGAACAGUUGUAUGUUGCCUUUGUUCGUCCUGCUCAUGUGCCUUCGACUUUUGCGGCUAAUACCACUACUACUUUGAUUGAUAAUCCUGCUUCUGGCGGGUGCAAGGUCUUCUCCAAUAUCGAUCUCAAGUCUGGCUACCACCAGAUUGAAGUCGAUCCUGCGGACCAGCACAAGAUUGCGUUCAAGAUAAGCGACGGGCUUUAUGAGUUCACCGUAAUGCCCUUCGGUCUUACGAAUGCACCAGCCACUUUCCAAAGCCUCAUGGACAAGGUCCUCCGCGAACAGAUUGGCCGGUUUGUGGUAGUGUACCUAGAUGACAUUCUGAUCUUCAGCAAGUCUAUGGAGGAACACCUCAAGCAUCUUGAGGAGGUGCUCGCUAUCCUCAAGACGACGCAGCUCCAUCUCAACUUGGAAAAAUCUGAGUUUGGGAAGGAUAGCGUCAUCUAUCUUGGGCACCGGUUGUCUGUUGCAGGCCUAAAGCCUAAGUCAACCAAGAUUGAGGUCAUACGUGAUUGGCCUCAACCUGCGAACAUUCGCGAAUUGCGCUCUUUCCUUGGUCUGGCGUCGUACUAUCGGAAGUAUAUAACUACGGAUGCAAGCCAGUAUCGAAUCGGUGCACUGCUGCAACAAGAUGACGGCGAUGGCCUGCGACCACUCGAGUACUACAGCAAACGAAUGCCCAGCGUAAAGGUAGCUACUUCCACCUACAUGCGCGAGCUCUACGCCUUGCGUAUGGCGUUGGAUCACUGGAAACAUUUCCUUUUGGGACGCCACUUCAAAGUCUUCUCAGAUCAUGAGACCUUGAAGUGGAUCAAACAGCAGACUACUUUGUCCCCUACCUUGCUUCGCUGGUUCCAUGAGAUUGAUAUUUUUGAUUUUGAAUUAAGACACAAAAGGGGUUGUUAUAAUCGAGUCGCUCACACACUGUCUUGCUACCCUGAGUACAUGACUUGCCUGGUGAAAUCCUACGACCUCCGGAAGAAACUGAAGGAGGAGCUCGUAGAGCAGACAGCCAAGGAUCCGGAGCUUAGCUCCAUCCUUGAGCAGCUGCGGGCUGAUCCUAGUAGUCAGCCUGAUUUCCACGAGUAUGGAGGACUGAUUUUUCGUCGUUACGGGAACCAUAACCGUUUGUGUGUGCCCAACCAUGAGCCUCUCCGUACACACUUUCUGGACUUGGCUCAUGGCCGGAGCGGGCACUUCGGCAUGGCAAGAACGUACGCUAACCUGCUGAGACAGUUUGAUUGGCCUGGCAUGAAAGGGACUACUGAGAAAUUUGUGGCUGAAUGUCAAGUCUGUCAACGAAUCAAACCUUGCAGACAAAAGCCCAUGGGGCUACUCACAACCCUACCCAUUCCUGAUGGUCCCGGGGAGUCUGUCUCCAUCGACUUCACUGACAUGGGUAAGGUAAGCAAGAACGUCGUAAGUUCUCGAUAUGCUUACGAGGACUAUGCUGUCCACUUGGUCCCACCGCUGGACCAACCGCUCCACGUGCAACAAUCUACCGCAUGCACGGUUUCAUCACCAUUGGCAACCGAUUCGGCAGCUUCGCCGCCAUCUACCGCCAGGGAUUCAACGUCAUGGUCAAUACUUGAAGAGCUCGACCCGUUGACAUUUGCGGACUUCCAAUGGAUGCCCCUUCCCCGGUCUGGUCGAUUGCCGAAACCACAUUGCAACGUGCUCAAGGCACCAUUGCGGGAUUACUUGCACACUGCAGUACCAACUCCGUUGAUGGACACUGGAGUAGAGGUUGUCGACCUUCACGCCUAUAUUGCGAAAAUCGACCGCGAGUUCAAGACGCAACGGAAGGAUCACCCGGUGAACUUCUUCAACCGCACCGUUCACGUUCGUGACCGGAAGGGAGUACUAGUUCCAUGCACGGUGCCUCUUCSUCAUCCUUCGAUCAGCUGCCACAUGGUAUCCGCCGCAAGCAUGCGAGCUUCCAUCAUCAGAGAGGAAAUCGAGGAGAUGGGGGUGUGUUUUCUCCACGCCCUCCCGCCCCAUGACGCUUCAUCGACGGACUCACCUUCGGAUCCACGCAUCACCGAGCUUCUCGAYGCCUACAGCRRCRUGUUCGAAGGCCYGCACGGAGUAGUACCGGAUCGACCCAUCCGCCACGAGAUCAUCCUCGARGACGGGGCCGUACCUCCGYGCGGUUGCAUCUACCGAAUGAGCGAGGAAGAGUUAAGUGUGCUUCGGGCACAACUCGACGACCUUUUGGAGAAAGGCUGGAUUCGGCCUAGCUCAUCGCCAUACGGUGCUCCUGUUCUCUUCGUCCGGAAGAAGAACAAGGAUUUGCGGUUGUGCAUCGAUUAUCGUAAGCUCAACGGGCAGACGAUCAGAAACGUCGGCCCUCUCCCACGCAUCGACGAUCUUCUCGAGCGAGUGGGCGGCGCCGAGUUCUUCUCCAAGCUCGAUCUCAAGUCAGGAUAUCACCAACUCGAGAUUCGGCAGGAGGAUCGCUACAAGACCGCGUUUAAGACGCGAUAUGGGCAUUUUGAAUGGUUGGUUAUGCCAUUUGGCCUUACGAAUGCCCCGACCACUUUCCAAGCGGCUAUGACAACGGAGUUCCGACACAUGCUGGAUCGAUACGUACUUAUCUACCUCGACGACAUCCUGGUGUACAGUCGGAGUUUGGAGGAGCAUGUGGAACACCUGCGCACCCUUUUGAAGCGGCUACGACAAGCCAAGUACAAAGCCAACCGCGACAAGUGCGAAUUCGCGCGGCAGGAGCUGGAGUACUUGGGACACUAUGUGACGCCGCAAGGCAUCCGUCCGCUUGCGGACAAGAUCGAGGCCCUACGAGUAUGGCCCGAGCCCACCCACCAACACCACGGACGUUCGUUCAUUCAUGGGAUUGGCAGGCUACUAUCAGCAAUUCAUCACCAGAUACUCAAGGAUUGCUGCACUUAUGACGAGAUUACAAUCGCCAAAGGUGCCAUUCGUAUUCGAUGACGACGCACGCCGGUCAUUCCAAGCACUUAAGACGGCUAUGCUCAUGGCACCCCUCCUUAGCAUCUAUGACCCAACCCUGCCAACGAGAGUGACUACGGACGCUUCCGGCUAUGGCAUUG